Messenger RNA from Sarcophilus harrisii (Tasmanian devil), 3677 nucleotides. RefSeq names its product ankyrin repeat and SOCS box containing 8 (gene ASB8). Bases 238 to 1104 code for a protein of 288 amino acids. Gene Ontology annotation, biological process: intracellular signal transduction. Gene Ontology annotation, molecular function: protein binding. The record is from RefSeq and is a predicted model, not a curated record. The transcript is spliced from 4 exons. NCBI's taxonomy places the organism in Eukaryota, Metazoa, Chordata, Mammalia, Dasyuromorphia, Dasyuridae.
GGAAAGAAGUCCCGUCACGGGAAGAACCGGGCCUUCAGUUGUGCGCAGGCGCCCUCCGCCGCUCGGUGACAGGCAUGUGCGCAGGCCCGUUGCCUCCCUUCUGUCCUCUGGUAGUGCGAAGACAAACGACCCGCACCUGACAAUUUCUGCUUCCGGGUCACCCCUUGGUAGCGGCUUUCUGUGCCUACUUCGGCUUGGUGGUUCGUUUGGAGCAUGUGAACAUAUCCUGAGCCCUUGAUGAGUUCCAGUAUGUGGUAUAUUAUGCAGAGUAUUCAGAGCAAAUACUCACUCUCAGAGCGCUUAAUUCGAACAAUUGCUGCCAUACGUUCCUUUCCCCAUGAUAACGUAGAGGACCUGAUCAGAGGGGGAGCUGAUGUGAAUUGUACCCAUGGCACACUGAAGCCACUGCAUUGUGCCUGCAUGGUAUCAGAUGCUGAUUGUGUGGAGUUACUCUUGGAAAAAGGAGCUGAGGUCAAUGCUCUAGAUGGCUAUAAUAGGACGGCUCUCCAUUACGCAGCUGAAAAAGAUGAAGCUUGUGUGGAAGUGCUAUUGGAAUAUGGUGCAAACCCCAAUGCACUAGAUGGCAACAGAGACACUCCACUUCACUGGGCAGCCUUUAAGAAUAAUGCUGAGUGUGUAAGAGCCCUCCUAGAGAGUGGUGCCUCUGUCAAUGCCUUGGAUUACAACAAUGACACACCACUUAGCUGGGCAGCCAUGAAGGGAAAUCUUGAGAGUGUUAGCAUACUCCUUGACUAUGGUGCAGAGGUCAGGGUCACCAACUUAAAGGGCCAGACACCUAUCUCCCGGUUGGUGGCUCUGUUGGUUAGGGGACUUGGAACAGAAAAAGAGGAUUCUUGCUUUGAGCUCCUCCACAGAGCUGUUGGACACUUUGAAUUACGAAAAAAUGGCACUAUGCCUGGUGAAGUAGCCAGAGACCAGCAACUUUGUGAAAAACUGACUAUGCUGUGCUCUGCCCCAGGAACCCUAAAAACAUUGUCUCGAUAUGCUGUUCGACAUAGCCUGGGACUUCAGUAUCUGCCAGAUGCAGUAAAGGGCCUGCCAUUGCCAGCAUCUUUGAAGGAAUACCUGUUACUUAUAGAAUAAUGGAGAAAGAGCUUGGGCCAUCACACAGCAACUCUACAUGAGGUUUGCCCUGCAGACCUAGCUCUCCUGUUCUGUCAUGGAGAAAUGGGAUGCAGAUGCUCAUGUUUGGUGCAUAGAUUUGAAGCAAAUAUCACAGCAAUAACACUCUUGCCACCUCCCCUCUAAGCCAAACAAAAAAAAAAUCCCGUGCUUUUUUGUUUGCAGAAAGUGUGUGUAUUGCUUACUCAGCUUUUGAUAUUGCACCUUCCCAAAAGGAAAGGUCUCCCAUGUUCUCUCUCGUUUAGGAGACAAAUAGCUGGAGCCAGCCACACAAUUGAAUUUCUUUAGGAAAAUUAAAUGUAUUUGAAUAGUGUGUGUGAUCUCCCUGCAGAGACAUUUGGUUACUAAUCCUUGAGGAGCUUUUUAAUUGGUCAUUGGAGAUAUUGGGGGGAGGCGGGGGGGGGGGGGGGGGGCGGGAACAGACCAGAUAACCCUGUUUGCAGUCUAAGAAAGAAAGAAAAUAUAACAGCUUCAAUAAUGCAUUUAAUAAUGACUUAACUGAAUGACAUACUAGCAUUGCCAUGUAAUUUGAAGGAACUUGGGAAACAAAAGAAACUGCCCUUAUUUUUCCCUGUGUGUAUCUGAAUGGUACAACAGAUUCAAUGCGGCUACUCUCCAGUGUACAGAAAAUAGUUCUCUCUGCAGUCCUAAGAAUGCUAGUUUUUCACAUGUUCUUUUCAGAUUUUCCCCAGUUAGGUGUUCCCGGAGUGCCAAAAAGCCAUUAUCCCUAUCCAUUAGACCUUUUAGUGUUUAAUUCUAGAAGGGAAGAGUAUAAGCUAGGCUGCUUUUCUCCAAGGUCAAGUUCAUAGUCUCUGUAUAGAAUACUAUACUAAAUGUUUGGAAUUACUUUCCUUUCUACUAUUAUUUAAGUUGUGCUUUGUAUUAAUUGAUAAUUUAGUCAUUUUAGGAUGUGUGUAUGGAAUGUGUUAGUAGCGGGGAGAUACUGUAUAGAGAACUAACUGCCUAGAAAAGUGUGGUUUGGGUCAAUAGGACUUUUCAUUUCCAUUUUCCUAAAUUUUGAAUCAAGUUGUCAUUGACCCUUCUGAGAAGCUGUAAUCUGAGAAAUACUUGACUAAAACAAAAAACUUUUGUGGAGGGGAGUGGGGAAGAAAAAGGGUAGGACAAAGCCAUAUGCAAAAUGGAAAUGGAAUCUGUUGAAGCAACUUGAAAAUAAGUGAAGAGAAAGGCAGUGUGGUAUAUUGAAUAAAUAGCAGACUUUGAAUUCAGGAAGAUCUGGGUUCAAAUCCUUCCAUACAUCCUGACUUUGUAACUUUGGGAAAAUCACAUAGUAACUCACUUAGCUAAAGGGUCUAUAAAAAUAUUGAACAGUUGCCACUUGGUAUUGAUCAGUAGUUUCCUCAUCAGGAGAUACCAGAAAUCACAGAUCUGGUCCAAAAAAAAAAAAGUGAAUCUGAUUUUUUUUCCUUUUGCUAUUUGUGUAUUAUUAUUGAAGUGAUUAUGGGAAAAGUAGUAGUUCCAAAGGGAAGUUUCCAAAUAUUUUGUUCCAGUUAUUUUCUGGGAUUACUGGGAUUAUUCUGGGAUUUGUGUUCCUUUUUUUUCCCUUAUAGGUAUAACUAACUACAAGAUAUGCCCCUAUCUCCUCUCAUACAUUUUGGUGAUCCCUAAUAUAAAUCUCUCUUCUCCUAUUUCAUAUGUCAGUAAGCUUGAUCCUAAUUAAUAAAAUCAUUUUCAAAGGGGUUGGAAAGAUGGGAAUCAUCCAUAUAGGAAAAGGGAUAGCCUUUAUUUCAUAGAAGAUAUAAUAAGCCCAUAGAGACAAUUGGCUGAGAAAUUCCUACUCCUCUUUAAUUUAUAAUUAGUUCCAUCCAUGUUGGCUCUGAGAAAAUAGUUUUUCCUCCAUUAAAAAUUUAAAAAAAAUAAUGCCUGACUAAAUUUUUAGCAUCAAAACAUGAUAGGAAAUUCCCCUGCUUUCUCUGAUCCCUUCAGUCCUGCCUUUCUGUUUUACUUUGUUGCAGUUUUAUUCAAUAGACAUAAAGUAUUAGGCGUUAUACCCAUUGAUGGGGAUACAAAAACAUGAAUGAAAAAUUACCUGCCUUCAAGGUCACAAACUCAGAUUGUUACAGUAUUAUGUUUUUGUUAGGCUUUAUAAAAAUUUAUCAUUUUAUUUCUUUGUUUAAAGAUUCAAUUUCAUACAUUUUCAUUUAUUGUUAGUUCCAGAGGAUUAAAAAAGCAGUUUGCAGUAGGAAGUAUCUAUUUGCUCUUUAAAUCUGCUUUUCUCCCAGAAGCCUAUACCUUCCAAUGUACUUAGAAUAUUGUAUUUAGAGGACCCAAAUUCAAGUCAUAGUUCUGCUACAGGUGUAACUUUGGGCAAUUGCUAUCACUUGGUUGCUGUUGUCUCCAAAAUUGGAGUUGGGGAGGAGGGCCGUGUGGACUAAAUUGCCUGAAUUCAACUUCUUUACAUUUCUGAGUUUGGACAAGUACUCUGAAUGUAGUUAUAAAAUUAUUUUUCUUUCCCUUGAGAUCUUGUAGAUCUCAACUAGUAAAAUUAUCUCAUCGAGUAAAAUUGAUUAUCAUUG